AUGGUUUCAGGCUAUACCCAUCUGGGAUUUGCCGAGAAAGCGUUAGUUUUGGUUGUGAAGAUGCAAUUUCGCGGGAUGAAACCCGAUUCGUUCACUUGGAACACGUUGAUCUCGGGGUUUUCUCAGUUGGGUAAGGAUGAAUUGGCUUUGGAUUUGUUUCGACUGAUGAAGAUUGAUGGAAUCGAGCCUGAUGUGUUCUCUUGGACUUCGAUUAUAUCUGGGUUUGUUCAGAACUUUAAGUACGAUAAAGCUUUUGAGGUGUUGAGGCAAAUGGUGGUGCUUGAUGGAAUCAAACCAAGCUCUGUUACUGUUUGUAGUCUUUUGCCAGCUUGUGCUAAUGUUAUGAACCUGAGAAGAGGGAAGGAGAUCCAUGGUUAUGCUCUAAUUAUUGGCAUCGGAGAGGAUUUAUUUGUAAAUAGUUCACUCAUUGAUAUGUAUGCAAAAUGUGGGCAUAUAUUCGAAGCAGAGAAGAUAUUCAAUAGGAUGAGAAAAAGAAGCAUUAUCUCAUGGAAUUCUAUGAUUUUUGGGUAUUCAAAUCACGGGCAUUUCGAAAAAGCCAUCAAGCUUUUCUAUCAGAUAGAAAAUGAUGGUUUGUCACCAGAUCACCUAACAUUUACUGCAGUAUUCACUGCCUGUAGUCAUGCAGGAAUGAUCGAGUUAGGGGAGAAUUUGUUCAGAUUAAUGAAGGAUGAGUAUAGAAUUGAGCCGAGAUUGGAGCAUUAUGCUUGCAUUGUGGAUCUUCUAGCCCGAGCAGGGAGGCUCGACAAGGCUUAUGAGUUUAUACGGGUCAUGCCUGUUAAGCCCGAUUCAUUUGUAUGGGGAGCAUUGCUUGGCGCAUGUAGGAAACACGGUAAUGUCCAUCUUGCUGAGAUUGCGGCUUCGAAUUUGGCUGACCUCGAACCUGAGAGUUCAGGGAGUUGUGUGAUGAUGUCUAACAUGUUCAUGGAUGCUGGGAGAUGGAAUGAUGCUUUGAAGAUGGAGAAGGGGAUGAGGAAGAAGAUGGUGGAGAGGUAUUUAGGGUGUAGCUGGUUGCAGAAUGAUCAGUAG
Messenger RNA from Asparagus officinalis (garden asparagus), 1047 nucleotides. RefSeq names its product pentatricopeptide repeat-containing protein At5g59600. Lineage: Eukaryota; Viridiplantae; Streptophyta; Magnoliopsida; Asparagales; Asparagaceae. The transcript has a single exon. The record is from RefSeq and is a predicted model, not a curated record. The coding region runs from base 1 to 1047 and encodes 348 amino acids. Gene Ontology annotation, biological process: RNA modification. Gene Ontology annotation, molecular function: protein binding; RNA binding.